Anneissia japonica is the source of this 4190-nucleotide messenger RNA. Its product is annotated as nose resistant to fluoxetine protein 6-like. The coding region runs from base 481 to 2835 and encodes 784 amino acids. The transcript has a single exon. NCBI's taxonomy places the organism in Eukaryota, Metazoa, Echinodermata, Crinoidea, Comatulida, Comatulidae. The record is from RefSeq and is a predicted model, not a curated record. Gene Ontology annotation, molecular function: acyltransferase activity, transferring groups other than amino-acyl groups.
GCUAAUAAAUAUUUGUUAGUCUAUAAAGUGCUGCCUGUCAUUUUACUGUCUAUUACUAUAGUUUAGACUAACAUGGCUACCCCACUAUUACACAUCUAGUAAAAGACAGAAUUUAACUGUACGGUAUAUACAGAUGUUUAUUUUUUGCCCUGGGCAGUUUUUAAAUACUGUUUUUGCCAAUAAUGAUUGAUGAAUUUCAAUAGCAUAUCGCCCUACAUUCGUACUAAGUCAAAUAAGCUAUAAAAGUUCUAUAGAACAUCGAAGAACAAACAGUCUGACCAUGGAGCUAGUUGAUGAGCAUGUAAUCCAUCGAUUACUGAUUGGUUAGAAUAUUUACUACGGUUCAGUGAAUCUUAAUCCUAGAAUAGCAUAGAUCAAUCAUAUUUCCUCCAUGAUAAUACAGUGAGUAUAUCAUGAGACAGUCAUUCACUAGUUGUUAUUUAGAACAUACAUUCACCAUUGAGAGUAUUGCUGCCUGCAAUGAAAGAGUAUAUUUUACUGCUGCUGGUCUUUUUCAGCUGCUGUUGCCAUGCACAAAUUCAAGUCAUCAGAACCGAAACUGAAGCGAUGGACUUCAUUGCCAAUCAAGGGAACAUUUACCAGGCUAAAGCAGAAGAAUUACAAGCAAUAUUACAAGAUUUUGUCUUAGAACCUCUGCUGUAUUCAACAGAAAAACAGUCAGAACCAAAGAUGUACGGAUUGAAAGACCAAGCCUAUGUUACAAGUAAAGCACUUAAACAAUCUGAAACAACAAAAAAUGCAAUAAAAACAGGAAAAAUGAUAGAAGAACCUACAACAAUGACAGUGAAAAAUGUAACAAUGGAACCUACAACGAUAUCAGUUACAAACACAACCAUUGACGGUACAACACUGAUAGUAACUGAAAUAACAGAGGAACCAGCAAGUACUCAGUGCAUUACAGACCUGAAAACAUUUGGAUCGGACAUUUUAGAAGAAGAACAUUAUGCUCUGAUGAUGUUAGAUUCAUAUGGUAAGCUCCCACCUGGUAUACUCCAAGGUAAUAUAUUGUGGCUUGGACUUUAUGAUCAAUGCUUAAAGCAAUCUAGAGAGGUUGAUGACAAUCAAGCAAAUUUUACUGCACAAUACUGUUUAGCUUCAAUUAUAAAAGACAACAAUCUACAACCUAUUCUUAAUGUUGGAGUAUGUGUUCCUGAUAGCUGCAACAAUGAUGAGUUGAUGGAAUAUUUGAAUAUUUUUGACGAAUCAAAUAUAACUGUGUCUGUCAUGUGCCAUAAGGAAUUUGAUUAUUCAUCCGGCGCUAUAGCUUGUUUAACAUUAAUAGCGUUUCUGGGUUGUCUAAUACUUGUGGGAACAGCAACUGAAGCAUUCAACAAGUAUCAAGAGUCAGAAACUGAGAAUAAGGGAUUUGAAAGGCUGGCAUCUAAAAACCAAACAAUAUUGACAGAUAACGAACAGACCAAAACCACCUCUGUGAAUGGACCAAGUCGUGUUACAACAAUUGAUGUCGGUGGGGAGAAUACACAUGGAUUUCUUAUUCAAUUUCUUCUUUGUUUUUCUUUGUUGACUAAUGGGAGUAAGAUUUUGAAGGCCAAACAAGGGGAAGGAAGUCUAGGAGCACUUAAUGGUAUUAGAGUCCUUAGCUUAUGGUGGGUGAUUUUGGGACAUAAUUAUGUUACCACUAUGACAAUAUUAAGUAAUCCAUCUAAAAUUCUUGAUGUACUUUCACGAUUCACAUUUCAGGCUAUUGGUAAUGCUACUUUUUCUGUUGAUUCCUUUUUUUUUCUAAGUGGCUUACUCGUAACUUACUUAACAUUAAAGUAUUUGCAGAACAAUAAAGGUAAGUUGAACUGGGUGAUGUUCUAUGUCCACAGGUACCUCCGACUGACCCCUGUUUAUAUGCUGGUUAUUUUCAUCUUUACAACCCUAACACCACAUUUUUCAACUGGACCAUUAUACUCUUUUGCUUUGGAUCCAAAUCCACCUUCUGGUGUAGGUAAUUCACUAAAAUAUUGCCAAGAUUAUUGGUGGACAAAUUUACUCUACAUCAACAAUCUCUAUCCCUCAGAACUUAUGAGAGAAUGUCUAGCAUGGGGUUGGUAUCUUGCUAAUGAUAUGCAAUUCUUCAUCAUCAGCCCCUUCAUUAUCUAUCUUCUCUAUCACUAUUUCUUUGCUGGGAUAGCUGCUUGGUGCAUCCUUCUGCUAACAUGUUUCUCCAGUUUGAUAGGAGAAUCCAUCAAACAUGAUCUUACUACAGAGUUCCUCCCAACGAACCCCAACCAAACACAUUUUGCGAAUGAUUCAGCUUAUGUACAACCUUGGACCCGUAUUUCCCCAUACCUUGUUGGUAUGGCUGUGGGAUACAUAUUGUUCAAGUACCAGGGGCGGAUUCGUAUGUCACUUACUAUGACAUUAUUGGGAUGGGUGACUGCAACCGUGACUGGUCUUGCAGUUGUUUAUGGUCUCUAUGGCAACUUCCAUGACAACCUUCUCAGUAAAGCUGCUACAGUUGUGUAUAUCACUUUGUGUCGGUUUGCUUGGGCCAUUGCUCUUGCAUGGGUUGUAUUUGCAUGUACCACUGGGUAUGGUGGGCCAGUGAAUUCCCUGCUUUCCUGGUCAGCCUGGAUACCACUUGCCCGCAUCAGUUACUGCGCUUACCUUCUUCAUCCUAUUAUCAUGUUUGUCUUUUAUUUUUCUCUUUCAACUACAGUUUAUUUUUCGGAUUUAUUGAUGGUGUAUUUUUUCCUUGGAAAUCUUGUGAUAUCAUAUGCUGCAGCAUUUGUUUUGUCAGUAUGUGCAGAAGCACCAUUUAUGGCAUUGGAGAAAUUGCUCUUAAAGCGAGAAAAGAGUGUAUAAAUUUAUGUAAUGUUUCUAUCAUUUACACGCUUAAGUUAUAUUUAAGUAAAAAUAUUUUCUUAUUUUCUUUAUAAUUUUCAAAAAAUAUAUUUUCUAAAUUUUUUUACCAGUAUGUUGAAAUUUUAAAAUCUAAUUCAUUUUUUGUUUGUAAUGAAAUGCAAUUUUUAAUGUAUAGUAUUUUUAGAUAUUUUCAGGUAUACACAGAAAUAAAUUUUUGCCUAAUUUUAACUUUAUGGCCUAUUUUUGUUUUGUUAUCUCUUAAUUACUCUUUAGAAAUUUAGUAACACCGAUGUGACAACUCUAUACAUCUGUCAAUGUUUGUAUGUUUUAUGUAUUUUGAAUACUAAUAAAGUGAACAAAAAACAUUUUAUAUGAAUUAUUUUUUUACAUGAUAAAAUUCACAUAUACUUGUCGGUGUAGAAAGACGUGACUGAAAGAGACAAGUGAAAUGCUCAGCCAAUGUUCAAAACCUUUAGGAGCCCUAACUACAUCUAUUGUGCCAAUCUCUCCCAUUUUGAUUGACUGCUGCAAUGGGCACUUAUAAGUAUACUAAAUAAAAGUGGCUAUUUGUAUAUAAUCCAUCUAUUAAGCCGGUUUUCCACUUGGCGAAUUUAUUCGCGCGAAUCGAAGCCGUCGGUUCGGUUCCUGACCUCUGAUUGGUUGCGAACAUUUUUCGCUUCGCAAAAAGUAGAAACAGUUCGAACUAACAAUUUCGCUGAAAUGAAAACUCCGAUAAAAAUGUAAAUGCGCAUGCGCAUGAACGACGGUUUUGAUUCGCGCGAAUAAAUUCACCUAGUGUAAAACUAGCUUCAAGCUUGUUUUCCAUUAGGCGAAUUCUUGAAUGCUCAUGCGCAAUCACAUUACUUUUUGUGAAAGCGACAAAAAAUAUGCAACCAAUCAGAGCUCAGGACGCUUCUAAUUUGCACAAAUAAAUUUGCCUAGUAGAAAACAGGCUUCAAACCUGACACCAAUGGCACGCUAGGCUUGGACUAGUAGCUUGCUUAAGCAACAUUCUUCACCCUAAUAGUAGAUCGCUAUGGUGUGUGUGCUGAUACUCAACAAUUAAAUGGUGCAGCAGCAUGCACAUUUUUGUCCGUUUACCAGAUUUCAUUUAUUCGUUUGACCAAAGACAGAAUACAUAAUCAAAUACAGUAAGAAUGGUUAGAACAGAAGGGGUUCCAAGUCUCCCGGAAAGCGGGACAGACUCCAGCACUCCCACAUGCGACUAAGAGUCCCCCGGAAAGUAACCCAUCUCCGGCAAAUUCAUAAUAUUUGCAUGUUCUUACUACUUCAAUAUCAAUUUUAUUUUUACUUGGUUUUUUUUUCUUGCUUUUCUUUAUUUGCCUUAUUAUUCU